Molecule: messenger RNA, 876 nt
Organism: Prunus persica (peach)
Lineage: Eukaryota; Viridiplantae; Streptophyta; Magnoliopsida; Rosales; Rosaceae
Exons: 2
Coding region: 418-660 (80 amino acids)
Source: RefSeq, a predicted model, not a curated record
AGUUGAGAAGCUAUUGAAUUGCAUAAAGAAAAUUUUAUUAAAGAUUAAAUUGCAAGUUCGUAUUGUAAUUGGAUUCUAGAAAGGAGGUUUGUUGGUCAAGGAAAGUGGGUGGAGGACGUGGAAAUCUAUUAUUGGUUUGGUUGAUCCUCCGGUCUUUUCAAUGAUUGUUAAUUUUCGUUCAAUUACGUAUCAAAAAAAAAAAAAGAGUUUGGACUUUUGGGUUUGGCCCGUAAAGGCGGCAGCAGAGAACAGGUCUCUCUCCGUUUGUCUCCAUCAUCAAUUAAUAUUAUAUACUCCAUCCAGAACAAGGAAACCAAAAACCAAAGAAGCUGCCUAUAGUUUAUUGUCUUCUACAAUCAACAACUACACAGAAGAAGAAACCAAAGAAGAAGACCAAAGCAAGAAGAAGGAGAAGCUAUGAGCUGCUGUUGCGGAGAUGAUUGCGAAUGCAGGCCUUUGGGGUUUUUAAUUGGCCUGCCCUUUGCCUUCAUCUCUCUUCUCCUCUCCGUUGUGGGUGUGUUCAUCUGGAUUGUCGGGUUGGCGUUGACUUGCAUCUGUCCAUGCUGCUUGUGCGUGACGAUCGUAGUUGAGCUUGCACUGGGAUUGAUCAAGGCUCCCUUUUCGGUCAUGAAGUGGUUCACAUCUAAGAUUCCUUGUUAGAUUUCACUAUUUGAUAGUAUUUUUUGUUCAUUGGUUGUUGACCUUCAAAAGGCAUGGGGUCCUUUUGUUCCCCAGCCCAUCCUUGUUCAUUCAUAGUUUCUUUCAAUCUUUCCUCUUUCUAUUCAUUUUUGUUGAAUAUUUAUUCAAUGAAUUUAUGGGGUAAUAUAUCAAAAUUUGUGUUCCAGUUAGAAGCUAAUAUUGGUUUACUAGAUGCAA